CUCCGCGCCAUGGGGAGCCACGAGCAGCACCGCCGGACGCCUCAAAGCCCCCGCGGCCCCCACGAGCUUUAUUUCAAGACCCUUACUAAGCAAAAACAAAAGGAAGUGAUGGAGAAGAAUGGAAACAAUCGGAAACUUCGGGUUUGUGUUGCUACAUGUAACAGAGCAGAUUAUUCAAAAUUGGCCCCAAUCAUGUUUGGCCUUAAAGCAGAACCACAGUUCUUUGAACUGGAUAUUAUAGUUCUGGGCUCUCAUCUGAUUGAUGACUAUGGGAAUACUUACCGUAUGAUUGAACAAGAUGACUUUGACAUCCACAGCAGGUUACACACAAUAGUGAGAGGGGAAGAUGAAGCCGCUAUGGUGGAAUCUGUUGGUCUUGCCUUAGUCAAGUUGCCCGAUGUGCUCAAUCGUCUGAAACCUGACAUAAUGAUAGUCCAUGGAGACCGGUUUGAUGCUUUAGCGCUAGCUACUUCUGCUGCCUUAAUGAACAUUCGAAUUCUUCACAUUGAAGGUGGAGAAGUCAGUGGGACCAUAGAUGAUUCCAUCAGGCAUGCCAUUACCAAGCUGGCUCAUUACCACGUGUGUUGCACAAGAAGUGCAGAACAGCAUUUGAUCUCUAUGUGUGAAGACCAUGACCGCAUCCUUCUGGCAGGAUGUCCUUCGUAUGACAAGUUGCUGUCUGCCAAAAAUAAGGAUUAUAUGAGCGUUAUCCGAAUGUGGUUAGGUGAGGGUGUAAAACCAAAAGAGUAUAUAAUCGCUUUGCAGCAUCCUGUGACCACAGACAUUAGACAUUCUGUAAAGAUGUUUGAACUGACUUUGGAUGCCCUCAUCUCUUUUAACAAGAGAACUUUGAUUUUAUUCCCAAAUAUUGAUGCAGGGAGCAAAGAAAUGGUUCGGGUAAUGAGGAAGAAAGGUAUUGAGCAUCACCCAAAUUUCCGCGCAGUAAAAAAUGUUCCCUUCGACCAGUUCAUCCAGCUGUUGGCUCAUGCCGGUUGCAUGAUCGGGAACAGCAGCUGUGGUGUACGAGAAGUUGGGGCAUUUGGAACGCCAGUCAUCAAUCUUGGAACACGCCAGAUAGGGAGAGAAACAGGAGAGAAUGUCCUUCAUGUGCGGGAUGCUGAUUCCCAAGACAAGAUACUUAGAGCUUUGCACAUCCAGUUUGGGAAACAAUACCCUUGUUCAAAAAUAUAUGGCGAUGGAAAUGCUGUUCCAAGAAUUCUAAAGUUUCUUAAAUCUAUUGACCUUGAGGAACCCCUUCAGAAGAAAUUCUGCUUCCCCACUGUGAAAGAAAGUAUUUCCCAAGAUAUUGAUCAUAUCUUAGAAACCCAGAGUGCACUGGCAGUGGAUCUGGGUGGAACGAAUCUCCGAGUAGCAAUUGUCAGCAUGAAGGGUGAAAUAGUUAAGAAAUACACACAAUUGAAUCCUAAAACGUACGAGGAUAGGAUAGAACUGAUCCUUAAGAUGUGUAUAGAGGCUGCCUCAGAAGCAGUAGACCUGAACUGCAGAAUUCUGGGUGUAGGCAUUUCUACAGGUGGGAGAGUCGAUCCCCGAGAAGGCGUUGUUCUUCAUUCCACAAAACUCAUUCAGGAGUGGAACGCUGUUGAUCUGCGGACACCGAUAUCAGACGCCCUGCAUUUGCCAGUCUGGGUGGAUAAUGAUGGCAACUGUGCGGCGUUAGCGGAGAGAAAAUUUGGACAUGGGAAAGGAGUGGAAGACUUCAUAACUGUUAUCACUGGCACAGGCAUCGGUGGUGGCAUCAUUCAUCAAAGUGAAUUAAUUCACGGCAGCUCUUUUUGUGCUGCUGAGCUUGGGCACAUUGUGGUAGCAAUGGAUGGACCAGAGUGCCUGUGUGGGAACCAUGGCUGCAUAGAAGCCUAUGCUUCUGGGAUAGCCUUGCAGAGAGAAGCCAAGAAAUUACAUGAUGAGGAUUCAUUAUUGAUUGGAGAUAUGUCUAUGAAAAAAGAAGAUACAAUAACUGCUGCACAUCUUAUUCAGGCAGCUAAACUAGGAAACCUAAAAGCUGACAAUAUUGUUAGAACAGCGGGAACAGCCCUGGGCCUUGGAAUUGUUAAUGUUCUGCACACCAUUAGCCCUUCCCUGGUGAUACUUUCUGGCGUCUUGGCAAGUCAUUAUGUCAAUGUUGUCAAAGAUGUGAUCCGUCAGCGAGCGUUAUUCUCUGUCCAGGCAGUGAAUGUGGUUGUCUCAGACCUGAGCGAUCCUGCCUUGCUUGGAGCCGCUAGCAUGGUUCUGGAUUAUACAACACGCAGGAUAUGCUAAACACCUGGGGGGAAAGUAGAAAUCCUUACGAAGUUUAUAACAGGAAAAAUAUUUCCUACUGAUGUUGGAGGUUUUUGGGGUUGUUUCAGAUGAUUUUGUGGAAACCUCGCCAUAAAAAUCGUUCCCUUCCUUUAUUUAAUUGCUACUUUUAUAUGUUGGAAGAAACGAGGCUCAGAAGAGGACUCUCUUGUAGACAAAAUGAAAUUAAAUACUUCUUGGGAGCUACAAUUUGUAAAAUGUUCUUCUGAAUGUUCUUCUUCCUAAUGUAUUUUCAAAUUGUUUUUCUCAGUAGGUGGUAAUUUCAGUAAGCAGACCUUUGUUAAGCAAGUACAGAAAUAUCCCUGACAGAUAUAUGUAACCAUUUUCAUCUCUGCAGAGCUAGGCAGGCAUGAUCUCUGUGUGAGAGAAAUUGAAAACAUCUCACGGUAAAAUACCCAGCAUUAUGAUGUGACUAUCAAUGAGUACAUUAAUUAGAAUAUAAUCCUUAUUAGGAUGAUUACAUAUGAUGCACGUACAUGUUCACUUUCAAAGUGCUUUUCUUUCAGAAAUGCCCUUCAGAAAUAUUGAAUUAUAGAAUGAUCAUAACUGUCAAUUAUGUUGGCCAGCAGUUAUGGCAGCUGUAAUCUAGAACCCCAUAAAAGGCACAUGUUUGGAGACAUACAGUGUGCUAGGAUGGAGAACAAAAUGUAUGCUUUUUCUCUCUGCUAACAAUAGUCAUAUUUUAUAGACAUCCUCUGAAUUGUGAUUCCUACCACCUGGUUUUCAUGUUCUUUGCUGUAAAUAAUUGAAUUUUGAAAAUACAGGGUGUAAAAAGUUAUCCAUGUGAAACAAAGUAAGAUAGAUUUCUGUACGAAAGUUUGAGCUCCUUUUCCAAAUUCAACAAGUACUUUUGGUUCUUUUAGCCGGCUUUAAUAUGUCAAAUGUCGUACAUAUUCUUGUAUUCCAAAGGAAUAUUUACCUUUUCCUAUUUUGUCCUAUUUUGAAAAAUAUUAUGCAGUAUACAUACGUAUAUUGAUUAAAAUUCUGCCCUAAGCCAAACAACCGUCUUGAGUAUUGAGUAAACUUUCAGUAAACUUUUUAUUUCCAUAAUCUUCCUGGAAUUAUAAAAGAAGGGAAUUUCCAGACCUUGGCUGCCAUUGAACUAUGGGAGUGAGUUGCCUGCAAUGCAAGCCUACCGAGAGAAUCGAGCAAUUAAUAUAAAUACUGUAGCAGAGGGUUCAGUUUAAAUGAAGAGGGUCCAUUUUCAUCCUGAAACUACUGCUACUUUGAAGGAAGCUUGAGCGUCUCAAUACAUUUUGAUUGUAUAUUUUGUUUUGGAGUUCAAAGGAGCAUUUUGCAAAAUACACAACUUAGUUUUCAGCAAUUCUCUUAGAGCUAAAUCUCACCCUGUUUUUCUGUAUGAAAGAAAUUGGAAAACACAUGAAAUGGUGUUUUUGUUGUCAGUUUUGUUCAGUUAGGCAAGCGGGAUGAAAACCAUGACAAUAGUCUGAAGAAAAAUGAAAAUCCAAUCCCCGUGCCACAAACACCUUUCAGACUGGAACAGAUUGCUAACAUUUAAGGUUUUCUCAAACUGAAUCUGCACCUGAAGAGUGAGGGAAAGAAGUAUACAUUUUACUAACACUUCUUCCCGCAACUAUAGUUGGUAAGAAAAGAAAAAUUGAAUUGUUACAAGUAGCCUGCAUUGAAGCUACCACCAAUCUAAAUUUAUUGUUUGGGAUUAUGCCUGUUUUCUUAACCUGAACAAGUUGCGUAUGCAGUUAAGCUCAGCAUUUGGGACAGUUAGGCAAGGGAUGCAGAAGAACAGCCUUACAGAAACAGAUUUGACUUUCCAUGUCCUCUUGGAAGCCUAAUCCAUUUAGUAAGCUGAGUUUCAUCAAGCCAGUUUCUUCUCCAAAUAAUGCUCAACUGCCUUAAAUAUUCAGUGUAUUUUUGGAAAAGUUCUUUAUUUUUGUGCAUACUUACAAGUUAUCCCAAAAUAGUGAAGCUGUCGUUUUUGGGGUGGCUUUUUGUUUGUAAAAUAAUUUGGUAUUAGAUGAAAUGGAAAAGGAAUGUAGUACUGUGCUCACUUGGCUUUUAAACCAUGAAGGAAACAUCCAAGUUCAGCACUAAAUUAUAAUGAUAUAGUGCAAGUAGGGCUGUUGUGGCUUCAGUUUAUCUCUGGUGAGACUUGCAGACUUUUUUCUUGGGGCUUUUGCUCUGAGCAAUGCCAAUCACCUUUGGUGGGGACAUAAAUUCCUAAAGCUC
This is a messenger RNA of Protobothrops mucrosquamatus (brown spotted pit viper), 4521 nucleotides long. It is a transcript of the gene GNE, whose product is annotated as glucosamine (UDP-N-acetyl)-2-epimerase/N-acetylmannosamine kinase. Gene Ontology annotation, molecular function: N-acylmannosamine kinase activity; hydrolase activity, hydrolyzing O-glycosyl compounds; UDP-N-acetylglucosamine 2-epimerase activity. Gene Ontology annotation, biological process: UDP-N-acetylglucosamine metabolic process. Bases 10 to 2277 code for a protein of 755 amino acids. The record is from RefSeq and is a predicted model, not a curated record. The transcript has 12 exons. NCBI's taxonomy places the organism in Eukaryota, Metazoa, Chordata, Lepidosauria, Squamata, Viperidae.